AUGUAUGCUACUCGAGCUUUGAGAAUGAUGCCCACGAGGCGCAUGGCAUUCCCUAUUCCCAAAGAGGACCAGAGUGCACACACCGUUUCCCAGCGCCUACGAAAAUUGCGACAAAUUCCGGCAGAGUUGAUUCCCCUCGGUGUUGUCGUCGGAUUCGCCGUCUUCGCCGCGGGAUACUCAAGCUUCCGCAAGUUCGCGGUAGACAAGAACCUCCGACUUAGCCGUCAAAACCGCAAGGACGAGCCCGCCGAGCACGGUGAGCAUGGUGAAGGCCAUUAA
This is a messenger RNA of Hypoxylon trugodes, 279 nucleotides long. RefSeq lists its product as uncharacterized. Bases 1 to 279 code for a protein of 92 amino acids. The record is from RefSeq and is a predicted model, not a curated record. NCBI's taxonomy places the organism in Eukaryota, Fungi, Ascomycota, Sordariomycetes, Xylariales, Hypoxylaceae. The transcript has 4 exons.